This is a messenger RNA of Pocillopora meandrina, 2006 nucleotides long. The record is from the annotation of a GenBank genome assembly. NCBI's taxonomy places the organism in Eukaryota, Metazoa, Cnidaria, Anthozoa, Scleractinia, Pocilloporidae.
CAGGUUAAUGUUCCAAAACAGCGCCGCACUUAUUGCAAGGGCAAGAACUGUCGAAGACACACUUUGCACAAAGUGACCCAGUACAAAAAGGGAAAAGAUAGUCUUUACGCUCAGGGUAAGACUUAUGGAUGAACUGAUACUAACUAUUGAUAGUGGCAUCGUCUCUGUAAAUAUCUUGAUAAAGAAUUACUCUUCGUGCUUUGUCGAAAGGUCUUUAAAAGUGAUCGAUCUUAGUUUUGGGGAACGUUCGAACAGUUCUUGAGUAUUUUUGCCGUUUCUUUCAGGAAAACGCCGUUACGAUCGUAAACAGUCAGGCUAUGGUGGUCAAACGAAACCCAUUUUCCACAAAAAGGUUAGAAAAAGAGACAUUUCAUGUCCGUACGAUCGUAUGUUCAAUUAUUACCCCACUGCCCGCUUUACUUGUGUGCCUUAGGUCGAAAUUUCGAUCCAAUGGUACAUUAUGCACUCUUACUCUGAUUAGAUCUUUCAGUGAAUGGAUAUAGUUUUAAACUGUUUAGUUGAAAUACUCUCAAUUUCUGGUGGAAUGUUACGGUCUCUAUCGAUGGAAGUUUUGUUUUGAUAUGAAAUAUGUAUGGAACGAAAAUUUUGUCCUAAUUUCAAGGAAAUUGUUAGUUUUGUGCACCUCUGUAUACCAGUGAAAUAAAUAUUUUAUAUAAUUAUGUGUCAUUAUCAUUAGGCGUUUUUGUUUCUGUCUCAAUGGUUCACUUUAAGUGCGGACUGCAAUGUUUUGAUUGCAUAUCACAAGCCUCCUUUAGGCUGAGACCACGACAGGUUACAUAUCACCCCUUGAAGCAUUAUGCUUUGUUGUGAUUAUUUUUUCUGUAACAGCUACAUUUAAGGAUAUGGUAGACCUUCAAGGGCCAAUUUGUUUUAAAUGUUUUUUUCUCAAGUCAAGUCAAACUAAAUAUAACUAUCUUCGCAUGUAGUUAUUUUCAAAAUGUGUGAUUAGCCAAUUUUAAUGUUUCAAGAUAAAUGACUCUUGAUAUAUUUUUGGCAGCAUAAAUAUCAGUUACAUUCAGUAAUCUUGGCUAUAUUCUCUGCGUAUAAAACUAGACUGUAAAUGGGGAAAGAUAAAAAGGAGAAAAGUCUUUUAGUUUUGAAGAUUAACUCCAUAUUAUUGAAUUUGUUACCUUAUUAAUAAGCUCAUUGAAACAUUGUCUAUUCCCAUUUGUCAGGUCUUAGUUAAUUUAUGAUUAGAUGUAGUACAUUUUCUAACCUUUCCUUUGACUUAAAUUUGAAGGCGAUUAGGCUUCCAGUAGAACAUUGACAAUCUUUUAAUAGGGAAACCCACCCACCCCCCCACCACUGUAUGCUCCUUUGUGAUUACUACCAAAUUUAACCCAGGAUAACCACAACUUCAUAUAAGAUUAUUACAGGUUAUAAUUUGAAAUUAUUUCUCUAAUUUUCAAGGCCAAAACAACAAAGAAAAUUGUUCUCCGUAUGGAGUGCACAGAUUGCAAGUACAGGAAACAAAUUGCCCUGAAAAGAUGCAAACACUUUGAGCUGGGUGGAGACAAGAAGAGAAAGGUAAAAGCAGUCUGUAUUCAUUUGUAAGGGUUAACGGCCCACGAUCACUCAAGUGACUUUACACUUGGUGGGUUAUUUUGGAGCAAUUUGUUGUAUGCAGCAUUCUCCCUGGUGGUCAUCAAAAUUAUAUCUAAGUUGUAAAUUUUUCUUCAGCAGAUUAGUGUUAACAGAAAGAUAAUUCCAUGCUGUUGGGAUCUAGCUAUAUACCUGUUUGACAUCAUACUGUAUUUUAACUUGUUUACUGGUGGCCUGUAGGUUUUGAGAGUCUUGGUUGACUGAAGUAAACACAUUCCAUUCUGACCAAGACUAAUCCCCUCUUACCACCUCUCUUUCCUCCUUUUUUUUUUCCCCUGAAACAUUGAUGGUGCAGAAAAAGGGCCAUGAUUAAUGAUGUAUCAUGUAUAUCUCCUAACAUUUUUCUUUUGUAUUUCUUCUAGGGUCAAAUGAUCCAGUUCUGA